CCCGGCCGUAGCGGCUGGUGACAGCAGCGUGGCGGGGGGGCGGGGGCCUGCCCGGGAGCCGCCGAGCGUCAGGGGUGCCGCAGGGGGAGAGCCGCUACCCACUGAUCACAGCGUCCGCUGCCCCCGCCAUGUCAGACUUCGACAGCAACCCCUUUGCUGACCCGGACCUCAACAAUCCCUUCAAGGAUCCUUCUGUUACACAAGUGACAAGAAAUAUUCCUCCAGGGCUAGAUGAGUACAAUCCUUUCUCUGAUUCAAGAACACCUCCUCCAGGAAAUGUGAAAAUGCCAAAUGUCACCAGUACCCAGCCAGCAAUAAUGAAACCAACAGAGGAGCCACCUGCUUACACACAAAUUGCAAAGGAGCAUGCCUUGGCCCAGGCAGAACUGCUAAAGCGUCAAGAAGAGCUGGAAAGAAAAGCAGCUGAACUAGAUCGCAGAGAAAGGGAAAUGCAGAGUGUCAACCAGCAGGGGGGUAGAAAAAAUAACUGGCCACCUCUUCCUGAGAAUUUCCCAGUAGGUCCUUGUUUCUACCAGGACUUUUCUGUAGACAUUCCUGUAGAAUUCCAGAAGACAGUAAAGAUCAUGUACUAUUUGUGGAUGUUCCAUACAGUGACCCUCUUCCUUAAUAUCUUUGGAUGUUUGGCCUGGUUUUAUGUUGACGCCACACGAGGGGUUGAUUUUGGAUUGAGUAUUCUCUGGUUCUUGCUUUUUACCCCUUGUUCCUUUGUCUGCUGGUACAGACCACUUUAUGGAGCUUUCAGGAGUGACAGUUCAUUCAGGUUCUUCGUAUUCUUCUUUGUAUAUAUCUGUCAAUUUGCUGUACAUGUCCUUCAAGCUGCAGGAUUUCAAAGAUGGGGAAACUGUGGGUGGAUUUCAUCCCUUACUGGUCUUAAUAAGAGUAUUCCUGUAGGCAUUAUGAUGAUAAUCAUAGCUGCACUUUUCACAGCAUCUGCUGUUAUCUCAUUAGUUAUGUUUAAAAAGGUGCAUGGGCUCUACCGCACGACCGGCGCUAGCUUUGAGAAGGCGCAGCAGGAGUUCGCAACGGGAGUGAUGUCCAACAAGACUGUGCAGACAGCUGCCGCCAACGCCGCCUCCACGGCGGCAACCAGUGCCGCUCAGAACGCCUUCAAGGGCAACCGCAUGUAGGGCACCGUAAAACAUCACCCUCGUUCUCUUUAUUUUUCCAGUCACUGAUUAUAUUCCCUAGACGCCUAGAACAAAAGUCACACAGCAUGUUUGUCUCUUCUGCAGCUGUGCAUGGGUAAAUGGGAAAUGUCUGGUUUAUUUUAUUGUCAAUUUAUUUAUUUCCAAAAGAUAACUCUUCUUUUUUUUCCCCAUCUUUUCAGAUGUUGCAUUCUAGAACUUAAAGCCUUCCGUAUUUUAUGGGGAUAAAUCAUUUCAAUAAUUGGCCUAGGCAUAAAUGUAUAAAGCAUUUGGAAGGUUUUUAAGUGUCUCACCCUGGUAUUUUUUUUAACUUCAGAAAAGCACUUUGGAUCAAUUAUUUUUCCUUGUAAGAACUGUUUUCCCUAUUUCAAACAAGAAGUGGGGUAGACUGAGAGAUGUAGAAAGUUAGGUUUCCUGCUGCUUUUGCAGUUUCAGCAGCUGCUGGAGAAUAAAUACAAGUAGAGUAGAUACUAUUAAUUCUAUACUUGGGUUCUUUUUAGGCUAAGUCUUUUGAUAUAAACCUGUAAGUUUGCAUGAACACUGCUGAGUUACCUGAUCUUGUUCAAAUAGAUAGUGUUUAGUCCAGAGGUUACCCACUCCACUUUAUAAUAAUGUUUGUUUGUUUGUUUGAUUUUGUGGAGUAUUCUCUACCCAUGAGAAAAGGCUGUGGUGUGUAAACAUUUUUGUACUGGAAUGUGAAAUGCAGUGUACAGUUGAAGGGAGGUAAAAGUGAUGGGUUUGAGUAAAAUUGAUGUUUUCAAUCGCAGAGCUAAAUGAUUAUAUAUUUGUUUUUUGGUCCUUUGGGUUUUACUUCCAAAUUUCAGUAUUUGUCUCUUGGGAUAAUAACUUUGCUGGAAAAAAACCCAGUAGUAACUCUUACAACACUAGUUUCUUGCCCCCCUUCCCUCUUCUACAUGCAGUGCUGUUUUUGUUGUGUUUGGUAUUUUGGGGGGGCUUCUGGGGUUCUUUUUAAGUGUAGAUUUGUGUUUAAAAUGGUACUAAAUCUCUAGCCUAGUCAGUUAGUCUGUUUACUACUUGUCCAAAAACUAAGAUACAGUAUUUAAUUUUCUAACAGGAAUAUUGUCUAAACCCAGGCUUUUUAAGCUAUUGCAUUCAACAGAUACUUGAAUUAAUUUUAACUGUAAUGCAGCCACCUCUGUGAUGUGAUUUAAACUGGGGAAUACAAGCUUUUUAACUAUUUUGAGUUGGAAAGGUGAGAAAUCCUCAUCUUAAACAAAGUUAAAUUUUAACUCCUGGAGGCCCAAGAGGUUGAAUUGGUGCUGUGGAACUGAACAAUCCAUAAUGAUACCAUCAUCGUGUUCUAGAACAUGGUCCGGUAACCUUUAGUAAGACAAGCAUAAAACAGUGAGGUUCCUUCAUGUUUUGAAUGUGCACCAACUCACAUUAGAGGCUUUUUCACUACACUGUAUUCAUAAUAACAGAAGAGCAUUAGGAAAAUAACCCCCCUGGCUUAUUCCUUGGAUCAGUAUUGUACUGUUGGCAUGAAGUCCCAAUUAGUUCCCUUUCUUUUUACUCAUUUACUUCAAUCUAAGUUUAAUUUGGAGAAAUUUCAGUUUCAUCUAUGCUGAAGUUCAUGUUAAUGACAAUAACUGCUCCUAAAUGUCCUCUGCAUCAUGAAGCUAAAAGCAAUUUAAGUAUUCUGUGUAAUAGGGGCUCUAGAAUGCCAUACUAGUGGACAUGCUGGCAUUGACCUUCAAUUUGUGUGGAAUGUUAUUAAAAGCUUUCCAGAUAAAGCCACGGUUUUCUAUUGAGAUCAGGCAUCGUCCUUCUAGCAGCUGCAUAUCCAGACUGUUCUUUUUUAUCGUCUUUUAAACUUGAGAAUUGUAGCUAGGAACUCUACUGUGGAUGACUUCUAAAUGUAAAUUUAAAACAGCCAUUUGGUAUCUCUUUGAUAGGAAUUCCAGGGGCAUUUCCCUUGCAAUUUAACUUAGGUUGAAGAUUGCAUACUAAUAUACAUCGCUGGAAUAUAUUAUGGAAAAAAAAAUUAGGCAUGAAACCUGAAUUUGGCAGGUAGUUUUUUCCCCCAGAUGCUUAAAGUGUCUUUGAAAAACACACAUAUUAAAUGUUCUUUGUAGAGGGGGCGUUGCUUUGUAAUGUCACGGGUUGAAUGUACCAAUUUAAACCUCCUAAGUGAAAUUCAGCAUUCAGUUACAUGUGAAUUGUAAAUUGUUUGAGCCAGAAAUCUCUGACUAGAAGGGGACGAAGAAGUUCAGAGUUUAACUUUGACAACAGAAGGCUGAUGUUUGUUAAGAUAUUUUGUACCUAAUGAAAAGUAGAUUUUACAGUCUCUUACUAAUUUAGCAGAGUAUGGCGCCCACUGGAGUUGUCAUUUUGUAGUAUUGUGGCAAACUGAGUACAAAGUAUGAAGUUUAAACACUGGAAUGUCAGUAGUCAUUGAUCUGUAAUUUAGGAGUUGGUUUUAUUUAUCUGAGGGAUGUUUGUAUAUUUUGUAAAUUACCAACAACGCUCUGCCAUCCUGGUGAAUGUCACGGUUCUGUACAAAUGCACUUCCUCUGUCCUUCUGUUGCAUGUCUCAGUAAUUCUGAAGUUUUGUAUAUUUAUUGUAUUAAUACAGUGUCAUAGAAUAAAAAAGGACUUUUUUCCUGGGUGUUUACUAUGUAUAGUUUUGACCAACAAAGGGGUAAAGAGCAGGGCAGAUGAUCUGUGCAAAAGUCUGUUGUAAUUCUGCUGAAACACAGAAACUGAAUGUCUACUAUCAAAAUGUCACAAUACUAAGAAUUCGUUUGUUCAGCUGUCAGAAAGGAAGUUCUUAAGACACUGCUGCCCACUUUCUUGUGCUGUAAAAUCAGGAGGAUUAAAAUCUAAUACCUAUAAACAGGUUCUGUCAUUACCGAAUGAAAUUCUACAGGUAUUAAGUGAAUCCUAAAACACUACUGGAAGUAAAAUUAAAUUGCUGAAAACAGCAUUGCUUUGAUAGCAUUUCUUUUCCUAAUUGACAUUUCUGUAUCACUGCUGGGGUUUCUUUGAAGGGCAAAAUUAUUUCAGCUAGGCCACUGUGGCACAGUUAUGUUUGUAAAUGUACAACGCAGCAAGCAGUGCUCUGAGGUGCAAUCGGGGUUAUUUGGAGAGGUGGCAGGCCUGAAUUUUUGAAGACAGUUGUGCAUGCAUGCAUCAUUUUGAAGUUAAAUUCUUCACCAGCUUGUUGUAGUUCUUUUCUGAUUUACAGAUCUAGAAUGGCAGUGGCAGCAGAUUAAAGGAACAGGUUUUGCACUUUGUAAAUGGUCAGCACAGUUGUGCAGUAUGAUCCAGUCGUGGUUUAUGGUUAAAAUUAUUGCACAAUUUGACUGGUUUUGUGGGGAGACAGUUCUUCUGGAUUGCUGAGGCUAGUUCUCCUCAGGAAGCUGUAAGCACAAAGUUGGGAGGGUAUGGCACACAGAGAAAACAGUAUGCAGAAGAUAACUGUGAUUAAAAGCACUCAGUGAUACUUCU
Messenger RNA from Dryobates pubescens (Downy woodpecker), 4637 nucleotides. It is a transcript of the gene SCAMP1, whose product is annotated as secretory carrier membrane protein 1. Gene Ontology annotation, cellular component: recycling endosome membrane; trans-Golgi network membrane. The record is from RefSeq and is a predicted model, not a curated record. NCBI's taxonomy places the organism in Eukaryota, Metazoa, Chordata, Aves, Piciformes, Picidae. The coding region runs from base 129 to 1148 and encodes 339 amino acids. The transcript is spliced from 9 exons. Gene Ontology annotation, biological process: protein transport.